CUGGACGCACCGGUCCGGAUGACGCUGACAGCCAGUGUUUGCUGUCCCUUCUCUCUCUUUUAUAGGUUUUGUGCCUUCCCCCAGCAAUUAGUGGCUAGCCGAGGCGUAGUGAUGCCAUGUGAUGCUUUCUGCCUGCGAACGAUGACAUGGAUCACCGCAUCACAGGAGACAAGGAGCUGUACUAACAUGUCUCGUUUCUGGCCCUCGACUGCUCCUUCUCUGCUUUUGCUUGAAGGACUGAGAACAAUAGAACAUAUCCUAGUUUAACACUCUCAAAACCGAUCUGUCAGUCCUCACUUUCGCCCUUGGGGCUUCCAUGGGACGCACAAUACCGCAGUGACUCAAGGAAAUCGUGGUGGAGAAUGCGUUGAAGCAAACUAUCAGUGAUGUGAAAGCUUCCUCUGGAUUCAGUGGCGCCGAAGCACAAGCGGACCAAUGGGUUACCAGGCUGGGCCUAGCAUCAUAGGAAUCCUCAACAAUAUCGUCUCUAAGCAUUGUCGCUUUAGAUCUCAA
Aspergillus alliaceus is the source of this 513-nucleotide messenger RNA. RefSeq lists its product as uncharacterized. Lineage: Eukaryota; Fungi; Ascomycota; Eurotiomycetes; Eurotiales; Aspergillaceae. The transcript is spliced from 2 exons. The record is from RefSeq and is a predicted model, not a curated record. The annotation marks the transcript as partial.